Molecule: messenger RNA, 2041 nt
Organism: Pseudogymnoascus verrucosus
Lineage: Eukaryota; Fungi; Ascomycota; Leotiomycetes; Thelebolales; Thelebolaceae
Exons: 4
Coding region: 90-1988 (632 amino acids)
Molecular function (GO): protein binding
Source: RefSeq, a predicted model, not a curated record
GCCCAACUUUACACCUUUAAAUGACUUCCCAGCCCUCAUUACGAUAAUUAAUAACAGAUAAACAACAAGAUACCUACAAUUGGGCUCUGAUGGCUGAGGUUGUAGGCAUAUUGGGAAGUGGUGCUGGAAUCGCUAGCCUUGGAUGCCAAAUCUUUAAAAGCAUUUACAAAUUGCAGCAGGUUUUAACAGACAUUCGGAAUGCUCCACAGGAACUAAAAACUAUUUUAGAGGAGAUUGCUCUGGUUACAACUAUCCUUAUCCAGAUUUCGGAACGUCCACACCUUUACACUAUUGGCCGAAGCCAGAGUGUGGCUAGAGACCAGGCUGUCAUUUACUGUGAAACAGCGUGUAGGCAAUUAUUUACCGUCGUCUCUGAGAUAGAAAACGAGAUAGGAGAAUCGAAAUGUCGCUCCCGGUGGCACUGCUUCCUAACAGUACUAAAAGCAAAAAAGAUUACAGACCUUGUUAAUAGGCUAGAGAGAGCAAAAUCAAUUCUUGCACUUGCACAGCUCAUGUAUCUCCAAUCCUUUGAGAUUGAGAGGCUAAACCAGAAAACAAAGAUCUCAUCGAUUUCUACCGCAGAAAAUCCUGAACCCCGCAUGUCAACCACGCCUAUACGCCAAAAUGAAAAUGGCCAUAUCAGUGCCCCUUAUAACCAGACAACUUUUCAACUAGGGAUUGGCGUACUUGUGGUGCGCCAGGUGCCAAAUGGCAGUGGAAAAACUCGCACUUCUCUAGAAGAAACCAUAAUUCAGUUUCGAUUUGCAGACUGGUUCCUACGAUGGGCAAUUAGUAUCGCGAUUUGCCCAGAAAUCGAGAACGUAAAAAUAACGAUAAGAACCUACCACCUCGUUCCUAGUAGCUCAGCCAUAUUUCAGGCCUGUGCCUUGGGCGACGACCAGACAGUGGCCCGGCUCAUCCGAGAAGGUAGAGCUUCUGCAUUUGAUAUGACUAGCAACGGGGUAACUCCUCUGCAUGUGGCCGCCGCUUGGCACCAUCCUAGUACGUGCAAGCAGCUUUUGGAACAUGGCGCAAAUAGUUCGUUGUUGAUGCAAUAUAGUACAAUCUCGUGGAACGCCCUAGGCUUGGCCUCCGAAUACGCCGGUUACUACCGUUGUUUCUUGUUUCCAGGACUGGAGGAACAUCGCCCUGGGCCCAAAGAAGACCUUAGUCAAAAGCGCGAGACGAUGCGUAUACUGACUGAUCACAAUAGUUGCGAAGUGCAUCAAGGUUAUAGGCCAGGCCAUACCGGCUAUUGGAAUGGGUCUACGUCCGCUCUGCACAUGUUUCGAGGCACUUCUGACGACUUCUUGUGGUUAUACAAGCGUGAAAAUGUGUUAAUGGACGUUAAAGACUCAGAGGAUUAUAUUGCGUCCAUUGUCAUUCAACAGACUCAGAUGUUUCCAAAUGCCUCUUUUCCAGCAGCUUUCAGCCUAGUGUCGAGUAUGGAACAUUUGGCAAAGUACAGAGACUCUUCUGGAUCAACCCUAUUGCACCAUCUUCUUAACACAAGUUCUGACAUAAAACCUGGUUUUUGGAUGAAUGGAAUCGAUACUUUUGAUAUAGCAAGGACACUACUUGAACAUGGUGCAGACCCAACAUCUCGCAAUGACCAAGGCUACACUCCAUUAAUGGGUGCCGCAAGGGAUAGCCUACUCUACUUACAUAGUAAGGCUUUAUUCUGGACGGCUGAAUCAGCUGCUAAGAUGUACUCUGGAUAUUUAACUCGUUGGAUAAAGACGCUAGAGUCUUGCCUUGUUGACGCCCGUGAGUACCGCUCUCGAGAAAUUGAAUUAGGCGCAGAGAGCUUUGUGCUAUGCCGGCAGUUUCAGCACUCCAACGACGGACUUAGCGGGACAGGACAAUGGUCCGUAAGACUUGUGUUUGGGCUGGAUGAUAUUCACCAUGGCCUUCAAAUUAAAUUCCAGUUCCAAUCUGAAGAGAAGAACGAGAGAAUGCCUGGAUCUUGGCCCAAAGAAAUAAUAUAACAUUAAUCGCCAAACAUUGACGCGCUCUUGGCGGCGCAGAGCUUGGGAAUGGG